Molecule: messenger RNA, 2044 nt
Organism: Naegleria gruberi
Lineage: Eukaryota; Heterolobosea; Eutetramitea; Acrasida; Naegleriidae
Exons: 1
Coding region: 13-1926 (637 amino acids)
Source: RefSeq, a predicted model, not a curated record
CGCAACCUAUCAAUGCUGGGUACCCAUAAAAACAGUAAAAAUAGCUCCACUUCCGUGGUGGGAACACUUCUCUCAUCAGAACAAAAGACUUUAUUACAAGAAGCAUCAUCGGAAACGCUGAUACAAUAUUUUUGUAGCCGAUUUACUACGGAAGAGGACAGAAUUUCUUUCGCUAAGCUCCAAGGCUUUAAAUUGGAUUUGUUCUCUAAUUUUUUGCAAAGAAGUGAAAAGUACGUUACUGCUCGAUUUGCCCUCCUGAAACUGUAUGCAUGGGAAAAAUUACAAUGGGAAAUCAAGUCGAAAGAUUAUGCUAGAUUCUUGUAUGAUUAUCAUAUUGCAAAAAAUUGGGAAGAAAUCAGAAAGAAAAUUAUAGAUGAUGCCAAACAAAUUCAUAGAAAAGCCAUUGUGUUUAUUGAUGGAGACAAUCUGUCAAAUGACUUGAGUCUACCUGAAUUGAUAGAGCAUUAUGAAAAAAAGAAAAAUUUACUGCAUGUAGUAAUUGUCUUUGCUAAUGGUGUUGUGAAUGAUGCAAUCAUGAGUUAUGAAACAAAAGAAUUCAUUUCAAUAAUGCACUCCAUCACUAACACCAAAGAUGCAGCUGAUACUUGCAUAUCGCUGCUGUUAGGAUCUUUACACUCGUCAUUACGUGCCUUUUACCCAACUGUCAAUCAUAGUUUUGUUGUGGUAACUAAAGAUCACUUCUUUGAGGAAUUGAGUAAGCAAUGUCUCCUUAUUGGAAGAUCUUGUUACCCUGCUAAAUCAAUUAGAGAUUGUGUUAAUAUUUUAAACAGGAUUGAUAACAAUGAAGUAAUUGAAAUUGUUGUUGAACAAAAAGUUACUAAUGCUAAAAUAUCAGGUGUUUCAGUUACUAAAAUUGUUGAAAAACCCACAAGUGAACAUCUAAAAGAAUUGUUCAAUGUUGCCUGGUUGGGAUUAGGCAAGUCUCAAAAUCAGUUCUGUAAAACACACAACUUGGAUUCCACAAACUUUUCCAAACAUAUGAAUGGUAAAAAGUAUAAUCAUGCCUGUAAAAUCAAAUUAGAGGAAUUCUACGAGUUAUAUAAGAAGAGUACAGACAAGACCUCUCACUUUAUAAUUAAUAAUUUCGGAAAUUUAAAGGAAAUUGAUAUUAACCACAAUAUUUCAGGAGAUACUAUUGAAUUCGAAAUUGAUUCUGAAGAAUUUUCUUUCACUACUCCACACGACUAUAAUCCUCUCUACAAGGAGUCAUACCCAGUACUUUAUGAAGAAUGGUUGAGUGAUAAUAGUGAUAUUGAUAAUGGCUAUAGAGCAGAUUUUCUUAAACUAGUCAAUUACGAAAAAACCAUUAAGGUAAAGUUACGUGGUAGUAUUUUGACCCUUCCCUUGAGAAUGAAAGAUUCAUCCAAUUCAUCAUAUAUUCCAAUUGAUAUAGAGUUAAGAAAGGAAGAAAACAAAAAUGUAGAGCUUUUCUUGAGAGCACCAAUUGGACAGGUUAACAAUACUAUACAUAUUUAUUUUACAUUCUCAUAUUGGACUCCUCAAGAAUAUAUUGCUAUCAGUGGACAUAUCUGCUGUCAAAUAUUUGGAGAUUUAUUUGGGUUGGAGGUUAAUACUUCUAUUACAACAGUAACUACAAUAUUCAAACCUACAACUAUUAAGAAAUCUAAUCAAGUGUUUUACCCUGAAAAUCAAAUAGCACUCAACAAGAUUAACAGAGUGAAUGAUUUGAUUGGAUUGAAGUGUGUAUUCAAUAAGAUGGGAGAUGAGUUUGUGCUAAAUACAAGAAACUCUCUCAAGGAUACACCUUCCAUAAGAUUUUUAUUGAAACAAAGUGUUAUGGAUUAUAUUAAAAACCGAGGUAAUUCUGAACAAGUUUAUGGAAUAAUUGAUUCGGUUGAAAGUGACGGUUGGGAUGUUUAUCGUGUUGGCUGUAAAGUGUUGUAGUAAUCUCUAUGCGACCAAUCUUAUCGAUUAAGAUGGCAAACGGAUAUAUAGACUGGCAAACAUAUUCGACAACAUGCGUUAAUAAAGAACAUUCUCUUGCAUUCUUUUUUUUUUGCAA